AUCCGGUAGUGGCACAUGGUUUGCGUCCGCCAUCUUGAAUCUUCCGGUUUUCUCUCGAUCCUUUAGCACGGUCGAUCACUAUUUUCGUCCCAAUAAGAUGGCGUUUAGAGCAGACCAAAGCACACAAGAGAAACUCACGCGUAUUGCCAUCGUCAGUACGGAUAAAUGUAAACCCAAGAGAUGUCGCCAAGAGUGCAAGAAAUCAUGUCCUGUCGUACGAAUGGGGAAGUUGUGUAUCGAGGUCACUCCCGAAAAAAAACUAGCUGCUAUUUCUGAACCCCUCUGCAUUGGCUGUGGUAUCUGUGCCAAGAAAUGCCCAUUUGAGGCAAUAACUAUCAUCAACUUGCCCAGCAACCUUGAGAAGGACACCACACACCGAUACGGUCCAAACUCCUUCAAGCUUCACAGGCUGCCCAUUCCCCGUCCUGGAGAGGUCCUUGGUCUUGUUGGGACUAAUGGUAUUGGCAAAUCAACUGCUCUUAAGAUUCUGGCAGGGAAACAAAAGCCAAAUCUUGGAAGACAUGAUACUCCUCCAGAUUGGCAGGAAAUUCUGCAGCAUUUUCGAGGAUCUGAACUUCAGAACUACUUCACCAAGAUUUUGGAAGAUGACCUCAAGGCAAUCAUCAAGCCACAAUAUGUGGACCAGAUCCCCAAAGCUGUCAAGGGAAGUGUGCUGUCAAUUUUGAACAGAAAGGACGAGACAGAUACUAAAGGCACCAUAUGUGAACAGCUUGAUCUGACGGCAGUGAUGGAGCGUAAUGUUGAUGAGUUGUCUGGUGGAGAGCUCCAACGAUUUGCUUGUGCUGUGGUGUGCAUACAAUCUGCUGAUGUUUACAUGUUUGAUGAGCCUUCUAGUUAUCUGGAUGUGAAGCAGCGUCUCAGGGCAGCUACCACAAUUCGCAACCUUCUGAGUGCUGACAGGUACAUCAUUGUUGUGGAGCAUGACUUGAGUGUACUUGACUACUUAUCUGACUUCAUCUGCUGUCUCUAUGGAACACCAGGAGCCUAUGGUGUAGUCACACUGCCAUUCAGCGUCCGUGAAGGUAUCAACAUUUUCCUUGAUGGCUUUGUGCCCACUGAAAAUCUGCGGUUCAGGGACACUUCUCUGGUCUUUAAAGUUUCAGAAACUGCUGACAAGGAAGAAGAAAUCAAGCGGCUGCGCCGAUAUGCAUAUCCUUCCAUGCACAAGACACUGAAGGAUUUCCAGAUGAAUAUUGAUGCUGGUGAAUUUACAGAUUCUGAAAUCAUUGUGAUGUUGGGAGAAAAUGGAACAGGCAAAACCACCUUCAUCCGCAUGCUUGCAGGGAAACUCAGUCCAGAUAAUGAUGAGGAAGUCCCAAUGCUGAAUGUGAGUUACAAACCACAGAAGAUCAGUCCAAAGUCUCAGGGCACAGUGCGGCAGCUCCUACACACCAAGAUCCGUGACUCCUACAUACAUCCACAAUUUAUUGCAGAUGUCAUCAAACCCCUGCAGAUUGAGCAGAUUAUGGACCAAGAAGUUCUCAAUCUAUCCGGUGGUGAGCUGCAGAGAGUUGCCUUAACCAUCUGUCUUGGCAAGCCUGCCGACGUUUACCUGAUUGAUGAGCCCUCAGCUUACCUUGACUCAGAACAGCGUCUGGUGGCUGCCAAAGUCAUUAAACGAUUCAUCCUCCAUGCCAAGAAGACUGGCUUUGUAGUGGAGCACGAUUUCAUUAUGGCUACUUAUCUUGCCGACCGGGUUAUUGUGUUUGAAGGAAUUCCAUCUGUCAAGACCCUCGCUAACACCCCGCAAACCUUGCUGACAGGAAUGAAUCGCUUCCUAGAGUCCCUAGAGAUCACCUUUAGAAGAGAUCCCAGCAACUUCAGGCCUCGAAUUAACAAGCUCCACUCCGUCAAGGAUACUGAACAGAAACGUUCGGGGAAUUACUUCUUCCUUGAAGACUGAGGCUUGCUAAAGGCAACACCAAGGACACCCAUCGCCCAAGAUGCCGCUCCCAGGGCGAGACGCCCUUUCGACACCGGGGGAGAGGCAGGGACGCUUGCCGGCCGGUCCGGGGGAAUGUGCUUAUCGCGGGCUGCUUCUUGGGGGGCUUUUUGGGUGCAGCAAAUUGUACACGCGCAUUUGUUUAAUUUCGAAUUGAUUAGUAUAUAAGAUUGGUAGUUGUGGUGUAUUAUGUAUUAAUCAUCCUUCAUCUUGACACUGGCAUGUGUAUGACCUGUCACGUCGACUUUAACAAAAGAUGCCAUCGCUUACCAGGCCAAUGCUUCAAGCAGGUUUAAAUAUUAAUUUACCUUUCCUAAAUCAAGAAGGAGAGCUACACUAGAAUAAGAAAGCGGAUCGGGAAUUGAAACUACCUUUUUAUAGAAUAUUUCUCGAGGCUCUUCUGUUCUUGACAGCUGGUUGUUUUUGUCCUAGUUCAUAAACGUGUUGUUAUUGUUCGGAAUGUGUUAUGUGGGAGAUGCGCGUGGACAAUUUGCUGCCCGGGACGCACCGCCGGAAUAAACAACAAUUCAACCUGUUCCAUAAGGAACAACAAGAGAGUUCCCAAAAAUACGGCCUUGUAUCUUUGAAAAUCAAAUUUACAAGUGCUUGGAUUCUGUCAGUACAGAGAUCGCUAAGGUCCUUCUGCGACAAUUUUGCGGAGUGCUAAGGGUACAAGUGAUAUCCCAGUCCCCCUACCCACCCACCCUCAGUAGCAGCCCCACGCCUUCCCCCCAUUAGAAAGAUCUGGUUCUUACGGACAAGUAUAAGGAAAUUGGAAAGAUGGACAAUGCAACAGAUUCGUGACCAAAUAGGGACCUCCACAAUUUCGCACCAUCUGUGUGAAUGGUAUUUAUAGAAAUUAUUCAUUUAUUUUUAUGAAAAAAUCACGGCUAUUCAUAGUAUGUAUGCGGCCGUGAACUAGAAAUGUUAUGUGAAGCUACGAAAUAAAUUAAUGUGCGCGA
Messenger RNA from Nematostella vectensis (starlet sea anemone), 2925 nucleotides. Its product is annotated as ATP-binding cassette sub-family E member 1. The transcript is spliced from 20 exons. Gene Ontology annotation, molecular function: ribosomal small subunit binding; ATP hydrolysis activity; ATP binding. The coding region runs from base 98 to 1924 and encodes 608 amino acids. Lineage: Eukaryota; Metazoa; Cnidaria; Anthozoa; Actiniaria; Edwardsiidae. The record is from RefSeq and is a predicted model, not a curated record. Gene Ontology annotation, biological process: ribosomal subunit export from nucleus; translational termination; translational initiation.